AUGGAGAAGCCAAAAGAAAGUCAUUUAGUGGCCAUGAAGCAUAUUUUGAGGUAUUUGAAAGGUACUGUUGAUUUGGGUUUGAAGUAUGACGCAGGGGGAGAUUGCAAUGUGAUUGGUUUCUGUGAUAGUAGUCAUGGUGAUGAUAAAGAAGGCAGAAAAGGAACGACAGGUCUGAUCUUUUAUUACUCGGGUAGUGUUAUCACAUGGUUGUCCCAGAAACAACGCACUGUUGCUUUUUCUUCCUGUGAAGCCGAUUUCAUAGCAGCUUCUUCGGCUGCAUGUCAAGCAUUGUGGCUGCGGAGUUUGGUUAGUGAAAUCAGGGGGUUAAUGCCGAGGCGUGUUAAGCUAUUUGUUGAUAAUGAGGCUGCGAUCGCGUUAAUGAAAAAUCCGGUUUUUCAUGGUCGUAGUAAGCAUAUUGAUACUCGUUAUCAUUUUAUUCGAGAUUGUGUUGAAGAUGGCUCGAUUGAGGUUGAACAUGUUAGCGGGAAGCUCCAGAAAGCUGAUGGUUUCACCAAAGCUUUACCGAGGAUGAAGUUUGCGGAGUGGAAGCUCAUGAUCGGGAUGUUUGAUCACCCACAUCAGGGGGAGUGUGUGGGUGAUGUGGCUGAUAUGCCACGUAAUGAGUAA
Molecule: messenger RNA, 627 nt
Organism: Erigeron canadensis
Lineage: Eukaryota; Viridiplantae; Streptophyta; Magnoliopsida; Asterales; Asteraceae
Product: secreted RxLR effector protein 161-like
Exons: 1
Coding region: 1-627 (208 amino acids)
Source: RefSeq, a predicted model, not a curated record